This is a messenger RNA of Linum trigynum, 324 nucleotides long. The record is from the annotation of a GenBank genome assembly. Lineage: Eukaryota; Viridiplantae; Streptophyta; Magnoliopsida; Malpighiales; Linaceae.
AUGCUUCAUUUGAUGGACUUCCUUAAGGUGAGAGGAUUCGCCACAAAUACAAUCCCCAGCUACAGCUAUUGGUUCGAUCCAAGGGUGGAUAACCUAUGCUUGGAUGUCCCCAAGGCGGAGCUAUAUGAUGUGGCUCCCGUGUUGUUGUCGAGAGAAGAAGCUCGAUCUCGCUUCUUUCUAGAAUGUGUCAGUAGGGAGUGGGAAUCAGGAACAAGCAGCUCAGCUCCUCGUACAGCUUCUCCGCGGUUAUACACGACAGAAUGGUGGGAGGAAAUAGACUUGGAAUCCUUAAGACCGACGAGCUUAAGGUACUACAGUCCUUGA